Mytilus californianus (California mussel) is the source of this 3652-nucleotide messenger RNA. RefSeq names its product protein FAM81A-like. Lineage: Eukaryota; Metazoa; Mollusca; Bivalvia; Mytilida; Mytilidae. The transcript is spliced from 6 exons. The record is from RefSeq and is a predicted model, not a curated record. Bases 146 to 1408 code for a protein of 420 amino acids.
CUGCCUUGAUCUGAAUAAUGUAUAUAGUUUAGUGGACAAAACUUGUUUCUAAGGAUGUCACUUCUUAUACUAUUAUAGAUAAUAUCAACUUUUAAUAAUAAGAUAUGGAUUUCUCAAUGUAAAGUCAAAAAAAAAAUUAUACGACAUGGCCAAAACAAAUGUUGUCCUACCUAGAAUUCGUGGUGGUAGACCACAUGAAAGAUCUUUUGACUUGGUGGAACAAGAUUAUAAUGCCAUACAAGUGGGUCCAGCUCGUAGAAUUACUGUAGAAGACAAUGAUCGUUUAAUUGUUAAUCAAGGAGAUGACAGCAUACACCCACGACUCCAUGCUUUGGAAGACAAAGUUACACAAGCCAUAAUUGCCCAAAAUGUUGUCUUGAAAGAACAACAGAAGGUUACUGAAGCCAUCAACCAUCAACAGCAAAUGACCCAAGCAUUAAUUGACAAAGCUUUCCAAAAUCGUGAGGAGUUUCUUCAUAAUCUUAGUGAAAUUCAAGGAGAGAGACUGGAGGAUAGUACAAGACAUUUACUCCAAGACCACAUACGUUACAUCACAUCUAUUGUCAAGCGUUUGAAUCAGGAUAUUGAGGGUCUUGAAGCAGAGAUAAGAGCAAGAGAUCAUGGAAUCUUAGGAACUAAUGCUGCUGUUGGAAAGUUAGAAGUUCAUAAUAUAACAUCAUUACAAGACUUGAGGGGUCGUAUUGUCAGAUGUGAUGCCAGUAUUGCCAAGCAUUCAUCAGAUAUCAGGAUAUGUUUUGGUGACAUACAGCGUGUUAUAAAUGAUCAGUACAAGGCGCACACUGCAGUUCAAGAGGUCGUACAUAAAAUGGAAUCACAAAUUUUAGCACUAGCUAGUGAACUAGAGAAAUUGGCAGGUAUUAGCUCAAAAGAUUUAUUACACAUGAAAAAAGAUGCUAGACGUGAUCUUGGUUUAGCAACUGAAAGAAAUGAAAAUUCUCUUAGAGAUAUAAAAAACGCCUUAACUCUGUACAAAUCCAGUAUGAGUGGCGAUAUAGACAGAAUAGAAAAUAGAAUGUCUGCCAUGGUGGAAAAAGCAACAAAUACCUGGACACAAAUGUUGGGAAAAUUAGAAAGUCGGUUGGAAGACAAUGUUUUCUCUAUACAAGGAAGAUUAAGCAGGGUAGAAUCAGCUGUAGCAAGAGACAGACAAAUUAUCAAUAAUUUACAUGCGGUAAUUGAGAACACUGUACUAUCUAAAUUUGAGGAUUACAGCAGAUUUCAUCAGGCAGAACUACAGACAGCUAAGAACGAGUUCCGUGAGGGAUUCACAUCAGUACAUGACAGUAUCAGUAAUGCUAAACGUGUUGUUGAAGGCAAACUUAAACUGCAAGAGGAUAAACUAAAAAAGGAUGUGAACCAAGUUAGAAAACUAGUUGUACUCCACUGAUGAUGGUCUACAGAAAGUCUCAAUUUAGGACAAAAGUUAAUCAUUAGAAUUGUGAAACUUGCUGUAUACAAGUUUUCAGGAUCCUUUUUCUUUUCCUGCAAAAACAUUCAUUCAAAUGUUCGUAAAUGUUAUACAUUGUCAAUAUUGGAUUAUUUACAGUGUAAAAUUAUUUAUUUUUAUACAUGUACAUGUAUGUUAUUUAGUGUUUAUUUGAAUUUCUGAUUAUGUUCAUGGUGAUUGUGUUAACUUGCUUCAAAAUUCAAAUUUGACGGUAAAAUUUUUAAUUUGUUAUUUGAAUUGAUGAUUUAAAAAUUUCCAGUCCAUCUUAAGCCACCAAUUUAUUGUUUAUAAAAUUAUGUCUUUUUUAAAUACAUCUGAGGAGGCAUAAUUGAUUAUGUACAUUAACAUGUAGUGACUAGCAAAAUAUAUGAAUUCAUCACACUAAUGGCUUUUUGGCAAUUUGACACAUAUAGUUUGCUUAAAGGGGCAUUAACUACGAGAUAUAGAAAAAAUCAAAUAAAAUUUCUUUUUGUUCAAUGAUGAAUGAAAGUGAAAUGGUGAUAUAAUAACUUGCUUUUGACAGUCAGUUUAUUUCAGUUUUGCCAAAAUAAGCAAAGAAACAUCGCUUAUGAAUUAUUCACUUGCAAGUGAAUAUUUCGACCUCCUUAAAUCAGUAUUGUGUGAACUUCUAUUGAACCCCUUAGCUACAGCUGGAUUACGCAUGAACUAGGCGUGUUCAGCUUUUAAGAAGAAAAGAAUGUCAACAUUGGAAGUGAAACAAGGGUCAACCCAUCUACAAAAACUAAUUUUUAUACAGGUAUAAACGAUUAUUAACAUGUUUUUUAAACCUAUAACAUGAAAUCAAACAGACCUAGAAAAAUCCAAUUGCACGAGUUCCCUAUCUAUUUAUAUCUAUGUUUAUGUUUAUAUCAGGUGAUAUAACCAUCGGCAGUCUUCGGUUCAAUUCGGUGUACUUGAAUUUGACAGCUAAUGCCCCUUUAACUGCUUCAUCUUAAAUAAUUACAAAACAGUUUUUCACCAGCUAAUUGUAGUUUUUAAGAUAAUAGCUAAAAGUGCAAAAAUUAGUAAUAAGGGUCAAUUGAGGGCAAUGACUACCAUUAGGAAUUCUCUGCCGAUUUUAGGGAAAAUAGCAUUGGAGGACAUUUUAGCGCCAAAGUAUAGCCCAUUUAAGUGCCAGAUUUCUUACCCAUUUUAGCGAAAAGUGAAAAUAUCAAUAGAAAAACAAAGGAUAUGGGGUAUCCAUCCAUGACACAAGAUCAGUACAUGCACAGCAAAAAACACACAAAAAGCAAAGGAACAGCACUUUUAUUGCAGUUCUGCAUCUUUAAGGCCAUCAACACAGAGCAAAAAAAUCUCACCUCACUGCAAUUUUAAGAUGACCACAAGCACCGGCUUGAGCGGAAGCCCAUUUCAGCGACAGAUAUUAAUUCUUAGUAGAAUGAUACAUUUUAAUGGUAUCAAGACAGCACAAUAUAAAAAAAAUCAUGCACAUUAAAAUACAGCACUUAAAGUUAAAAAUAGGUAUCUCAAAUGUUUAAUUGUCAAUUCAUGUCCCAGUAAACCUACAUAACGGACUCUUGAUAUACCCCCUGUACAAAUUUGUUCACAAAAUUGUGACUAGAUUGAAAAGCAGAUUCAUCUUAUACUUCUUAUUUUGAUAAAUGUUGUUGUUAUUCGAUAAUAUCAUCCAGAAACGUAAAUGACUGGGUGAAGUCAGCCAUCACAUGUCACACUUUUAUUUCCUCUGUUUGUAUACACAACACUUAUUUCCAUUAUUAACCAAUUGGAAAUGCAAACAACUUAAACAAUGAGUUAGCAUAAAUUGCUGUUCACAGUUUUAGUAUGGUAAGUUUGUAUUCAACCAGGUUAGUUUUUCGCUUAAAGGGGCUUUCAAAAAUACAAGUAAACGGAUUAAUCCAAUGCUAAAAUGGGCUAAAAUAUCCCCUAGUAGUUUUAAAUUUUUUUUGCUAAAAUGUCCUGUGCCCAAAAAUAGAGAGUGGGCAUAACUUAAUAUUCUGAACAUUUUUGCCUUGUUCAAGUUUUCUAUCUUUUAUGGUUUUUAAGAUAUGAGAAAAAUUCUGACAUUGAUGACAGAAGAGGGUGACAGCUGAAGCCAAAGCCAUAUUGGCAUGUGACCCUAAAAUGUGAAUGAGUUCAGACAGCACUAUUCAAAACUGUCAUUUCUAUUUGUAUCAUGAAUAUUUGAAUAAAAGAUCAAUUUCA